AUGAAAUUGGAGCAUCUCAUGCAAGAUUUGAAGAAGGGUGAUAUUUUUGGUCCUGUUAAAGCAGCAUUGUAUACAAUUGAAUUUCAAAAGAGAGGCCUUCCCCAUGCUCACAUCGUUUUGUUUCUAGCAAACCAAUCCCAUCUUGAUUCUCCUCAAGAAAUUGACCGAGUCAUUAGUGCUGAAAUACCGGAUAAAAAUGAACAGCCAGAAUUGUUUGAAGCUGUUAGUAACUACAUGAUGCAUGGACCAUGUGGUUUAGCUAACCCAAAAUCUCCAUGCAUGGUUAAUGGCAAGUGUUCCAAAUACUAUCCAAAGCCUUUUAACUCCAGCACAAUCAUUCAUGAAGAUGGGUAUCCCCGUUAUAAAAGACCAAACAAUGGUCAGUAUAUUUUGAAAAAUGGAGUUCCAUUAGACAAUAGGAGUGUGAUUCCUUACAACCCUACAUUACUGUUAAAAUAUCAGGCUCAUUUAAAUGUUGAGAGAUGUAAACAUGGGGAAUCAAUUAAGUAUUUGUUCAAAUAUGUGAGUAAGGGUCAUGAUCGAGCUACCAUAGCCUUUUACGGUGAGUCUUCAUCAGGUGAGAGGGAAGUUGUUCAUGAUGAAAUUAAAAUGUACUAUGAUGUUCGGUAUUUAUCUCCAUGUGAAGCUGUUUGGAGGAUUUUUGGCUUUGAUAUAAACUAUAGAACUCCAUCAGUUGAAAGACUUUCCUUCCACCUACCAAAUCAGCAAACAAUUAUUUAUGCAGAUGAAGCUAACCUUGAUGAUGUGGUUAACCAUAAUGAAGGCAAACCAACAAUGUUCCAAGCUUGGAUGAGGGCAAAUGAAAAAUAUGAUGAAGCACGUGCUUUAACAUACUCUGAAUUCCCAACCAAAUUUGUGUUCAAAAAACCUGGUCAUUAUUGGGACUUUAGAAAAACAGGAUUCUCUAUUGGAAGAAUAUGCUAUGUUCCCCCUGGCACUGGAGAAGCCUUUUAUCUUCGUAUGUUGUUAGCAACUGUUAAAGGGCCAAGAUCUUUUGAGGAAUUGAGAACUGUUGAUGAUGUCCUCCAUCCUACAUUUAGGGAUGCUUGCUAUGCCCUAGGGUUACUAGAGGAUGACAAAGAGUACGUUGAUGCUAUUCAGGAGGCAAAUCAGUGGGCCACUCCAAAUUACCUUCGUCGCCUGUUUUGCACAUUGUUACUAUGUAACUGUAUAUCACGCCUUGAAAUUGUGUGGCAGCAAUCAUGGAAAUUAAUGGCAGAGGACAUACUUUAUAGCCAACAACAGCUGACAGGCCAUCCUGGACUUUCUCUUAGUGAUGCUGAAUUGCAAGACCAUGCUUUACAUAAAAUUGAAGAUUUGCUACAACUUAAUGGGAGAAGUCUUCAAGAUUAUCCAACAAUGCCUUAUCCAGCUCGAUCAUUAAAUGUAUCAGCGGUCAAUAAAUUGGUGUUGGCUGAGUUAGAUUUUGAUCGUCAUGUCCUUAAGGAGCAAUUACAUGUCUUUCUUCGAAACUUAACAGAAGAGCAGAGUACAAUCUACAAUACAAUAAUUGACACUGUUCAUAAUGUGCGGGGAGGGCUAUAUUUUGUUUAUGGAUAUGGAGGAACUGGGAAAACAUAUUUAUGGCAAACAUUAUGUGCAUCAUUAAGAUCUGAAGGGAGGAUUGUUCUUACUGUUGCAUCGAGUGGCAUUGCAUCACUUUUAUUACCUAACGGUAAAACAGCCCACUCACAAUUUGCAAUCCCUCUUGCCAUCACUGAAGAUUCAGUUUGCAACAUUAAACAGGGAACACCACUAGCAGAGCUUUUAAUUCAGGCCUCAUUGAUAAUAUGGGAUGAAACACCAAUGGCAAACAGGCAUUGUUUUGAAGCAUUGGAUAGAACAUUACGAGACAUCAUUAGAAGAAAUGAUCCUAAUGCUAUAGGAAAACCAUUUGGCGGAAAAACUAUGGUGCUUGGAGGAGACUUUAGGCAAAUACUUCCUGUCAUACCACGAGGUGGGCGUGAAGACAUUGUCUUUGCUACUAUUAAUGCUUCAUACUUGUGGAAUGAAUGCACUGUCUUCACAUUGACUAAAAACAUGAGACUAACCAAAGGUCAUUACACAGAUAAUGUAGAUGCAGUAACAAAGUUUUCAGAAUGGAUUAUUUCUGUUGGAGAUGGCAAUGUUGACAUUGAACCUGACACAGAAGAUGUUAUUACCAUACCUAGAGAUUUGUUAUUGUUUCCAUUAGGGAAUCCUAUGGAUUGCAUUAUUGACAGUACAUAUCCAAGUUUGGUUGACCGCCUAGGCGAUGGGUCUUACUUCAAGGAUCGUGCUAUUCUAACAGCUACAUUAUCUGUUGUUUAUGAAUUGAAUAGUUAUAUGCUUGCAAAGCUACCAGGUGAGGAAGUCAAUUAUCUUAGUGCUGACAGUGUUUGCAAAUCAGAUGGUGCCAACAGUUCCAUUGCAGAAAUACACUCGGUUGAAUUCUUAAAUACAAUCACAAUGUCUGGAUUGCCAAAUCACAAGCUAAGCCUUAAAGUCGGUGCUCCUAUAAUGUUGAUGCGAAAUAUUGAUAAAUCCAUAGGUCUUUGUAAUGGGACUAGGUUAAUUGUCACACGUUUGGAGAAACAUGUGAUAGGAGCUGAGAUUAUCACAGGAAGUAAUACUGGCAUGCAUGUCUUGAUUCCACGCUUAACCAUCACACCAUCUGAGACGUCUUUGCCUUUCACUCUAUGUAGAAGACAGUUUCCUGUAAUGCUAUCUUUUGUAAUGACUAUAAACAAGAGUCAAGGUCAAAGUCUUCUCAAUGUAGGGUUAUUUCUGCCUCGUCCUGUCUUUACACAUGGUCAGUUAUACGUUGCUAUCUCACGAGUGCGGCGACGGGAAGGUUUAAAAAUAUUGCUCCUUGAUGACAAAGGCACUCCUACCAAUAAAACUUCAAAUGUUGUUUAUAAGGAAGUCUUCUGUAACCUUUUGAAUUGA
Messenger RNA from Neltuma alba, 2949 nucleotides. RefSeq lists its product as uncharacterized. Gene Ontology annotation, molecular function: DNA helicase activity. Lineage: Eukaryota; Viridiplantae; Streptophyta; Magnoliopsida; Fabales; Fabaceae. Gene Ontology annotation, biological process: DNA repair; telomere maintenance. The record is from RefSeq and is a predicted model, not a curated record. The transcript is spliced from 3 exons. Bases 1 to 2949 code for a protein of 982 amino acids.